ACUGCCAGGAACUGUUGCCGCCACCGCCGCCACCCCCCAUGGCCCACAUCCAGGGGCAGGGCGCCCCGGCCGCAGGGGCCGCCCCCAUGGGCUCCCAGUACUGCGUGUGCAAGGUGGAGCUGUCUGUGAGCGGCCAGAACCUGCUGGACCGGGACCUCACCUCCAAGUCCGACCCCUUCUGCGUCCUCUUCACCGAGAACAAUGGCCGGUGGAUUGAGUACGCCAGGACAGAAACCGCCAUCAACAACCUCAACCCCGCUUUCUCCAAGAAGUUCGUCCUCGACUACCACUUUGAGGAGGUGCAGAAGCUCAAGUUCGCCCUGUUCGACCAGGACAAGUCCAGCACACAGCUCGAUGAGCACGAUUUCCUGGGCCAGUUCUCCUGCAACCUGGGCGUGGUGACCUCCUCCCGCCUGCUCUCCCGGCUCCUGCUGGUGCUGAGUCGCCCCCCACCCCCCAUUCCUCUGGCCUCACAGAUCGCUGCCCAGGAGCUGUCAGACAACCGCGUCAUCACACUGAGUCUGGCGGGCAGGAAGCUGGACAAGAAGGACCUCUUCGGGAAGUCGGACCCAUUCCUCGAGUUCUAUAAGCCCGGGGAUGAUGGCAAGUGGAUGCUGGUCCACAGGACGGAGGUGAUCAAGUACACGCUGGACCCUGUGUGGAAACCGUUCACCGUGCCACUGGUGUCCCUGUGUGAUGGGGACCUGGAGAAGCCCAUCCAGGUCAUAUGCUACGACUAUGACAACGACGGGGGCCACGAUUUCAUCGGCGAGUUCCAGACCUCGGUGUCACAGAUGUGUGAUGCUCGCGAUGGCGUUCCGCUGGAGUUCGAGUGCAUCAACCCCAAGAAGCAGAGGAAAAAGAAGAACUAUAAAAACUCGGGCAUUAUUAUCCUGCGAUCCUGCAAGAUAAACCGGGACUACUCCUUCCUGGACUACAUCCUGGGAGGCUGCCAGCUCAUGUUCACCGUGGGGAUAGACUUCACAGCCUCCAACGGGAAUCCCCUCGACCCCUCCUCUCUGCACUACAUCAAUCCCAUGGGCAGCAACGAGUACCUGUCGGCCAUCUGGGCCGUGGGGCAGAUCAUUCAGGACUACGACAGUGAUAAGAUGUUUCCCGCUCUAGGGUUCGGGGCCCAGUUACCCCCAGACUGGAAGGUCUCCCAUGAGUUUGCCAUCAACUUCAACCCCACCAACCCCUUCUGCUCAGGCGUGGACGGCAUCGCCCAGGCAUACUCGGCCUGCCUGCCCCACAUCCGCUUCUACGGUCCCACCAACUUCUCUCCCAUCGUCAACCACGUGGCCCGGUUUGCGGCCCAGGCCACGCAGCAGCAGACAGCCACGCAAUACUUCAUCCUCCUCAUCAUCACGGACGGCGUCAUCAGUGACAUGGAGGAGACACGGCACGCUGUGGUGCAGGCUUCCAAGCUGCCCAUGUCCAUCAUCAUCGUGGGCGUGGGCAACGCCGACUUCGCUGCCAUGGAGUUCCUGGACGGGGACAGCCGCAGGCUGCGCUCCCACACUGGGGAGGAGGCGGCCCGAGACAUCGUGCAGUUCGUGCCCUUCCGAGAGUUCCGCAACGCAGCAAAAGAAACGUUGGCCAAAGCCGUGCUGGCGGAGCUGCCCCAGCAAGUUGUGCAGUAUUUCAAGCAUAAAAACCUGCCCCCCACCAGCUCGGAGCCCGCCUAAGCCGGCCCCCAGCAGCAGCAUGCGCCGGCCUCCCGCCCGCCCCAGGAACGUGCACGCUCGCCCUGCUUCCUUACUGGGGCUUUUUUUUUUUUUUAACCGAUCCACAUUUAUUUUUUACAAUCGGACCUCCACCCCCAUGUCCCCCAGCCCAGCUGGGCUUCCUUGGUUGGAGUCGACUGGUGAUGCUUCCAGGCCAAACCGGCCUCCUCUCCUCCUGUCCCCGCCACCCCUGAGUAUUGAAUGUACUUUGUAUAAUUUUUGUGGAAUUAUUACUGUUAUUAAAGAGAAUAAAAUUUUUACAAUCAUGACUA
Molecule: messenger RNA, 1999 nt
Organism: Myotis davidii
Lineage: Eukaryota; Metazoa; Chordata; Mammalia; Chiroptera; Vespertilionidae
Gene: CPNE2
Product: copine 2
Exons: 15
Coding region: 39-1688 (549 amino acids)
Biological process (GO): cellular response to calcium ion
Cellular component (GO): plasma membrane
Molecular function (GO): calcium-dependent phospholipid binding
Source: RefSeq, a predicted model, not a curated record